UUGUCACGCGUCAUACUUGCUCCCCUCCCCCACCCCAAAACCUGCCCCCGUUUCUCUGCCACGGAUUUGCUGUGUGACCCUGGGCCCCUCCUUUCCCUGCUCCGUGACUCAGUUUCCCCCUCUGCACCGUGGGGCCUGGCAGCGCUGACCACCCCCUGCCCCUUUGCGGACCGCCACCAGCUCCCCCGCAGGAGGCUGCUGUGUAACUGUGAGGGGGUGGCACUUACCAUGGGGGCCCCGAGCUUUCCUCUGCCCUUGAGACCUGUGGGGCAGGUGAACAGAGCCUGAGACGCACCCGCAGCAGCUGCAUGGCGUUUCCUGCCAGAGGGAGGAGGGAUGAAUAACAUUGGGGUAGUAAGAACAUGAGCCAGAGAUACCACCUGUGGGAAAAUGAUCGUCACAUCAAUUUUUGACAGUGGUCCAGUAGCAGACACUGACUCUCGCAGCCACCUGGCCAGAGAUGGCAGUUUCCCCUGGAUCUGUAAUCGUCCCAGACUGGCACAAGUCUCCAGAGGGCAAAGAGUACCUGGCCACCAUCCUGCGGAAAAACAAGCGGAAAUUCUUCGGGCUGAUUGAAAGGCCAGUGCUCCCCCCGCAGAUGGCCGCCGACACUGUCAGCUAUAAGAUUUUUGUCUCUGGGAAAAGCGGCGUAGGUAAAACCGCAAUGGUGGCCAAGCUGGCUGGCCUGGAGGUGCCCAGUGCGCAUCAUGAAACAACAGGGAUCCAGACGACGACGGUGUAUUGGCCGGCCAAGCUGAGGGACAGCGGCAGGGCCCUCAUCUUCAGGUUCCACUUCUGGGACUGCGGAGAAGCAGCUCUGAAGAAAUUUGAUCACAUCCUGCCUGCCUGCAAGGAGAAGGCAGACGGCAUCCUCUUCCUCUUUUCUUUCACCGACCGCUCGUCCUUCGACGACCUCCCCAGCCAGAUCUCCCGCGUCACGGAGGGAUCCGAAAACCUCGUCAAAAUAGUGAUUGGCUCCAAGUUCGAUCAAUUCAUGCACACCGAUGUCACCGAGCGGGACCUGGCCGAGUUCCGGCAAGCCUGGCGCCUGCCUGUGCUGCGGAUGAAGAGCGUGAACGGGCCCCGGCUGGCCGACGGGCGGACCCUGGACGGCCGUGCUGGGCUGGCGCAUGUGGCGCACGUGCUGAACGGGCUGGCGGAGCACCUCUGGUACCAGGACCAAGUGAUGGCCGGCCUCGUCCCAGCACCGCAGCCUGGCACAGAGGAGACAUCUCUGGGCUGAAAUCAGCUUGGCUAAAACGCAGGGUGCUGCCGGCAGGUGGAGCCAGAGGCCUAUCAAAGGUUGGUUUGGUGGGACUCUGCUGCAGCCAUGUAAGGACUCACUCUAGCCUCCAGAUCUGGGACCCCCUGUUCCCACUGGCUCUGGCAUCACAUAGAGGCACCCUGCUAGGCACGGGCAUCAUGCAAACCUGUGGCCAAAUUGAUCUGGGGACCUUUGUUUCUGGGAGCCCUGCCCUGAGACAGGACGGGCCUGAUUUCCAGAGGAGCUAAACGCCCCCAGCUGACACUGACGUGACUCGGGGUCAGAGCACCUCAGCCCCCAGCCUCUCAGGCUGGGUACCCAAAAUCACUGACCACUCCUGACCUUAGCUUUGAUCUGAGCCAGUCCAGCCUGCAUGCUCCUUCCUACGUCCCUGUAGCUAACCAGGACGGCAGCAGCAUCCCGGGCGCCAGGGCACAGGAGCCAUUGCAAGCUGGCACUAGAGGAAGCACUUUCUGCAGCGUUGUUUGGGGCUGGGGAGUUUUGGGGCUCCGGGGUAGUGAGUUCCAAGGCAACGAGACAAGCUGGGGGGAUCGUAGCCCACUGUGCGUUCGGACGUGGCAUUGCUAACGUAUCGUUCAGCUGCAGGCACUUCUGGAGCUCCCGUUACCUUAGUAUCUGGGCUGGCUUGGGACUCGGGAGCACGUCCUGUCACAACGUCGAUAGCGCCUGUCUGUGGAUGGAAUUGAAGUUUAUCCUCUGGGGGGAGGACAGAGUGGAGGUUUAGCCUGUGCUGGCUCUGCCUGCAGCAUGGAGGCGUCAGGUUGCAGUCCAGGUCCCGUGUGGGACUUGAGGAGAGUCGCUGCCCCCUGCUUGUGCUGAUCACAGGAGAACUGGCAUCAUCGGGUGCUGUGGCCUGGCCACAAGACACUCUGCUUUAGGGGGCAAAAUGGGGCCCUGCCCUUAGUGGAGCUGCGGGUAACUGUCAGGCCCUGAAAACUCCGGCUCACAAAAUUAGUGGCUGGAUUUGACAACAUGGGCCCGUGUGCCAGCCAGGAGCCCGGCCCCCAGCAAAGCCAGUGCUGGUUGGGUUGUCCUGCAGGACUAUCCAUCCCACCCUGUCCCCUGCAGCACCUCUGCGCCCUGCAGCAUUGGGUUCUACGGAUCAACGAUCGUAUCCUAAAGGUGGCACUUCAGGCUCAGCCACUCGAGAUCGACUCUUUCCUUGUUGCACCAACCCCCCUGGCCUGCGGCCCCCGUGCCUGAGCCAAUGUCGUAGGAGGAUUUUAUGUUUGUAUUUUGUAUAAUUUAAAAUGAAGGAUAAAGAAUAAUAACGUAGCAUGAAAGCAGGAAGGAAUGGCCUAAUUGGCCAUUGAUAAAGAUGCACCAGCCAGAAUCUGUAUCUGAGCUGAUUUCAAGACAGUAACAGACCUUUUAGGGUCAUCACUUUGUUGUAGGUUUAGUAUUUUAAAAUAAGUAAAAGGACGCCGUGAUGUCUC
Messenger RNA from Gopherus flavomarginatus (Mexican gopher tortoise), 2721 nucleotides. It is a transcript of the gene CPLANE2, whose product is annotated as ciliogenesis and planar polarity effector complex subunit 2. The transcript has 6 exons. Gene Ontology annotation, molecular function: GTPase activity; GTP binding. The coding region runs from base 461 to 1243 and encodes 260 amino acids. Lineage: Eukaryota; Metazoa; Chordata; Testudines; Testudinidae. The record is from RefSeq and is a predicted model, not a curated record.